CUUUUUACGAUAGCGGCCAGAGAAGUGGGAAAAAUAUCGGUCUUUUUAGGGCAUUUUGGGGAUUUGAAGAAAGAUCCGCUGGAGCUCUUCAAGAUUCUUCUCCUACCAAACAAUCUCCGGUCACUGUCGGUCAUUCUCUAUCCUUUAAUCGGAUGAGGGAAAACCCCAGAUUUUGAAGACAACCCGCAAUCCAAGAGAACCAUGACGGAGGCCGAGAGCCAGAAACGACGUCGUCUCUGCGAUUACUGCGACGCCUCCGUGGCGCUGCUGUACUGCAGAGCUGACUCGGCCAAGCUCUGCCUCGCUUGCGACAACGAGGUUCACCACACGAACCAGCUCUUCGCUAAGCACUCGAGGUCACAGCUCUGCGACUCGUGCGACGACGCCGCUGCCUCCGUCUUCUGCGAGACCGAGCGCUGCGUUCUAUGUCAAAACUGCGACUGGGAACGCCACAAUUCGUCUUCCGGAGACGGAAGAUCCUCCGCGGUUCACAGCCGGAGACCCUUGGAGGGUUUCACUGGUUGUCCUUCGGUGACGGAGCUUCUGGCGAUUGUCGGGUUCGAUAAUCUGAGCGAUAAAGCUCUGGUUUUGAGCGAAGAUGGCGUUGCCGGGUUACCGGGUUCCGGGUCAGCCGGGUUGUCGGAGUGUCUGCUCUGGGAGACUCCGGAGAUCGUUAGCCUCAACGAUCUGAUUGCUUCGGGCGGUUCGGAUCACAAUUUCCGGGCCAUGGAUAUUCCUCCUCUACCGAAGAAUCGUCAUGCCGCCUGUGGGAAACACGAGGUCGAAAUGCUCCGGCAGUUUCGCGCUCUGGCGAAAUCUGAGCCUCCUUGUCUCAAACACGAAGCUGUAGAUACAGAGCUCGACGUCGGUCUCCAGUUUCUCGGUUCGGAAGCAGGGUAUGAUCCUGAAAACUUCAGUCCGUUCCCAUCCUGGGAGGUGAAUGGGAUUAAAUGGUCAGAUUUAGAAGACGAUGAUGCCAUUCCAUACAUUUCUUCGCCAAGAAACAGCAUCUCAGAGGAGAAAUGGAACUCUGCUGACAAUGUUAUAAGGAGGAGCCACUGUCCUGAAGAAACGGUGAUGGUUCCAGUAGUGAGAAGGGCUCUGCCUCAUCACGAGAUCAAUAGCCAGGAGAGGGACUCUGCUCUCUCACGAUACAAAGAGAAGAAGAAAACGAGAAGGUAUGAGAAGCACAUCCGGUAUGAGUCACGCAAGGUUCGGGCAGAGAGCAGGGCCCGAAUCAGAGGGCGCUUUGCUAAGGCAGAUCCAUGAAGCAUCCAUCCACUGAGCUUUGGGGGGAGAGGACAGAACAGGCGUACGGAAUUUGUGUGGUUUUUCUUUCUUAAAACGUUUCUGUACUUUUUUGUUGUUGUUGUAAAUAUGAAGCAGAACUCCGCAGAGAAAGAAAACAACGGAGAGGUGCUCCAUUGCCAACGCUGUGUCCUGAUGUGGCUAUCUGUAAUAUGUAGUUUUAUUUGUUAUAUAUAUAUAUAUGUAAGUGCUAAUGAUUAAAUUACAAGAAAGCGAGCACACUCGUGUCUA
Molecule: messenger RNA, 1539 nt
Organism: Tarenaya hassleriana
Lineage: Eukaryota; Viridiplantae; Streptophyta; Magnoliopsida; Brassicales; Cleomaceae
Product: zinc finger protein CONSTANS-LIKE 13
Exons: 5
Coding region: 202-1269 (355 amino acids)
Molecular function (GO): protein binding; zinc ion binding
Source: RefSeq, a predicted model, not a curated record